CCGCCGCCGCCUCUUCCACCAUGCCCCGUCCGGGCCGCAACACGUACAGCGACCAGAAGCCGCCCUACUCGUACAUCUCGCUGACCGCCAUGGCCAUCCAGAGCUCGGCCGAGAAGAUGCUGCCGCUGAGCGAGAUCUACAAGUUCAUCAUGGAGCGCUUCCCCUACUACCGGGAAAACACGCAGCGCUGGCAGAACUCGCUGCGCCACAACCUCUCCUUCAACGACUGCUUCAUCAAGAUCCCGCGCAGGCCGGACCAGCCGGGCAAGGGCAGCUUCUGGGCGCUGCAUCCCAGCUGCGGGGACAUGUUCGAGAACGGCAGCUUCCUGCGGCGCCGCAAGCGCUUCAAGGUGCUCAAGGCCGACCCGCUGGCGCCCUCCAAGCCGCCCCCCGAGGCCGCCCACUACCUGCAGGCCCAGGCCAAGCUGCGCCUGGGCGCCCUGGCCGCCGCCGCCGCCGCCGCGCCCCUCGGCCCCUACGGCCUGCCCGUCCCGCCGCCCUCGGGCUUCAAGCACCCCUUCGCCAUCGAGAACAUCAUCGCCCGCGAGUACAAGAUGCCCGGGCCGGGCGGGGGCGGCGGCGGGGGCGGCGGGGCGCUGCCUUUCUCCGCCAUGCCGCCCGGCCCAGCCGCCUACCCGCUGCCCAACCAGCUGCCCCCCGCCUGGCCCCACGUCUACGGCUCCGCCGGCAUGCUGGACCCGGCCGCCCCCAUCGCGGUGGCCGGCGGGGACUACGCGGCCGCCGCCGCCGCCGCCGCCGCCGCUGCCGCCUACGGGAUGCCGCUGAAGCCGCUGUGCCACGGCGGGCAGACGCUGCCGGCCAUCCCGGUGCCCAUCAAGGCCACGCCGGCCGCCACCGUCCCGGCCUUGCCCGCCCUGCUGCCCAGCUCGCCGCCCUCGCUCAGCCCGCCCUCCACGCAGACGGCGCCCAGCCAAGGCAGCCCCGCCACCCCCAGCGAGACGCUCACCGGGCCGCCCUCCGUCCUGCACGCCGUGGUGGCGGUCCACUGACCCCGGCCGGCGCCGCCCUCCGCCCAGGAACCAGCGGCGGGGCGGGGCGGGGCGGCCGGCCUCCGGAGGGAGCAUCCAGGCG
Molecule: messenger RNA, 1092 nt
Organism: Notechis scutatus (mainland tiger snake)
Lineage: Eukaryota; Metazoa; Chordata; Lepidosauria; Squamata; Elapidae
Source: RefSeq, a predicted model, not a curated record